This is a messenger RNA of Podarcis lilfordi (Lilford's wall lizard), 3712 nucleotides long. The record is from the annotation of a GenBank genome assembly. NCBI's taxonomy places the organism in Eukaryota, Metazoa, Chordata, Lepidosauria, Squamata, Lacertidae.
CAGAGACAGGAAAAGGAUAGACUGACACGCGGCGCGGCCUAUCGUAGAAAUCCGGGAUGGAGAAACGUGGGGCUACGAUUUCAGCAACGUAGGAAGCUUGCCUUUGCUCCGUUGGCCGACGUGGCUCGGCGUUGCCUGGUCUGAAGGGUAGCAGCGCUCCGGAACCGCGGGUGUCAGGCUGGGUUCUCUCUCGCAGCCCUGCCUGGGUUUGCUGGAGGGAUGUGGGGCCAAACGUGGGAGGACCUUAUGCAGGCGGAGCUGAUGCACUGAGCUACGGCAAGAUUUAAUUUUAUUACUUCCGUGUGUGUGCGUAUAUGUAUACAUACAUACAUAUAUAUACAAAAUUUUAUUUUAUUUCAAUUUUAUUUUAUUACUUCAUCAUAGACAUAGCAAAAAUAGGAGUGACUUAGUUCAUUAGCCUUAUUAUAGCACUGCCGGUCUAGAGCGAACGGCUUUCCUCCUUUAUCUCCCGAUGCGGAAUAUUUAGGGCUUUCCCCCCAUAUAUACGUUACACUUUAGAGCAGGCGUAGAGCACCUAGGGCGAGAAUUACAGCCAUGGGCGUCUUUCAAAUCUUCCCGUGAAUGUAAAGGCUACACGAAUGGAAAGGCUACACGCGAUUCCACAUUUCUAUCUCUAGAGUGCUUUCAAGUUCCAGAAGAGUGAUGGGACGUAACAUCUAGUCGUACACGUGACUUCUUGACCUGUGCGUUGCUCUUGCCUUCCGCGUCCCCUAUUGGCUCCUGGUCCGGCCAAAGAGAACCUUCUUUCGGCUUGUCCUUCGUGAGAUUAGUCUCCGCCACCGACGAGCCAGUGAUCAGGGUUGAUGCAGGUAAGAGGGAACCUCAGGGCGGUGCUGGCAACCAGGGAGCUUUAUGGAAGAACCCCACCCCCCAUCUCCUCCUUUCCGUGGGGAAGAGCCUGGCUUGCCUUUUGGCGUUGUGGAAGGACACGCGUGUCCGUUGGGCAAGAUGCGUGUUUGUCACAUGGCGGAUUUGCUCGGUUUCAUGGGUCUGGGAGAACCGUUUAAGAGACCCGCAGGCAACCCAUUUCUCCCAACGUGGAGACUGCCGUUUGCUGGAUCCUUUGCAACUGUUCCUUGAGGCGCAGGUGGCCUGUGUCGCAGAGUGCUUUCUUUCUUUUCUUUCUUUUUGAUAAUUUUUAUUAGUUUUCAAUUAGAUUCCAAUAAUAGCCUCAUUAUAACAAUACCAAUUUACAAUACAAUUAUUCGCAGAGUGCUUUCCAUCAGCUUUGGCUGGUGGCCCAUAUCUGAAGAGGGAAAGCCCAACUACUGCUCUCUAUGCUCUGGUAAACUCUAGGUUAGACUACUGCAAUAAAUACAGUCCCAUCUAGGGUGUGUUUCAUUAAUCCAAACGGAUUGUACCUAAGGUAUGUAUCACCAUAGCCAGAUCUGACAUCUCCAGGAAUGGGCAUAGCUGGCACACAAAUUUAUGCCAUGACAGACUAAUGUGUUGUUUUCAGAAAUUUCCUGGAUUGGAGCCCACAGCAUGCCAACGAUUUCUUAGAUGCACAUGGGACUGAAAUUGCAGUCCCAUGCACAUCUACUUAGAAGUCCCACUGUGCGCAGUGGGACAUAUUUCUAAGUAAUUGUGCAUGGGAGUGCAGACUAAAACUGUUUUUCCAUCUCUGUGUUGGGGAUUUGCUGUGUGGCUUUGAGCAAGAAAUAGUGUAGUAGAUCCAUUGUAAUCAACAAACUUAAGUUAAUCAAUUGAAAUCCAUUUUGAGCAUAUUAGUUGGAUACAGCCAGCGAUAGGCACUGCCAGAAUGUCCAGCAUCUUGUGUUUCUAUCCUGGAAUCAUUUUCCUUUUAUGUCAUCAGAGUUCAUGCCAUUUCUUUCCUAGUCAGUGUCCUCGUCUUCCUCUUUUACUUGUAUUCCAGUUGCUGCUAGUAGCUCUUGGCUAUGCCUGCAGGAGUAGCUUGGCCUCGCUACCUGAAAAUGUUCAGUGCAAGUAUGUUGGCCAUGUUUGCUGGUGCAGAAGUUGUCCAUCGAUAUUACAGGCCUGAUCUUGUAAGUGGCUUCUCCCCCCCCCCCCCCAUUUAUGUAUUGGUUUGUUUGAAAUAGUUGACCUUUCAACUUCAGAAGGACCCCCAGGACAGCUUACAUCAAACAACACAGUAACACUGGGCAUACACUUAUUCCCCAAUACAGCUCCGAGAGGUAAUAUAUCUCCCAAGACUGUAGGUUGUGUGUUUUUUACUGUCCAUCCCAGGAUAGACAGUAGCCUAGGCCUUAGAUGAGCUGCUGAGCAAUAAUAGUUGGAUCUUCUGUUGCCUGGAUGGCUUUGAACACCUUACUCUUUUCCCUAAGCCUGCAGAUCUGUGUCCAAAGGCAGUUCAAAAUAUUCCUUUAUUGUUUUAGCCUUUUAUCCAUUUUGUGCAUUUUGAAAUGGAGUGUGGGGAAUUUUUGGCCCUCCUGAUGUUGCUGAACCUAUUAUCCCUGCCCAUUGGCUGUGCUUGCUGGGGUUGAUGGGAGUUGUAGUUCAGCAAUACCCAGAAGCCCACACCUGGGUUAGAGCUAAUACCUUAUCAUGGUUCAUGACUUAGAAGCUUCCACUAAGUGUGCAUAUAUUCAAAGCUAUAAAUUUAAAAACUGAACUUGUGGUUCUUGGUAUCAGUAUGACUUGCCUUUUUUCUUUUUUUAGACAAUACCAGAAGUUCCUCCCAAGCCUGGAGAACUCAGAACUGAACUAUUGGGGCUCAAAGAAAGAAAUCAGGAAGUUCAGCCUUCACAACAGUGAUGAUGCAAGGAUUAUGUUCCUCCACAAACUGCUCUUUCGUAUUUAUAAUUGAACCUGUGCAAUUUCAGAGUUUUCUGGCAACACUGGCUAUACAAGUCAUCUAGUGUAUGCCCAUUUUCUGGAGUCAAAAUGUUUUUACUUCCUCCCAUGCAAUACAAGGCAGUCUUUUACUUAGCUGUCUGGUUUGUCUCAAUAUGUACCUGUAGCAUUGCUCUCUCUAUAUGGCACAAUAUGCCAGUACUAUUUCCCCCCUUUUCCUUAAAACCGUUUCUGUAGGUUUUUGAUGAGGUGUUAAGCUUUUCUACCCUUCUGCUGAAAAAGGUCUGCAGAGUGACUUUCAGAGAUCAAUGAGCCAGGUUGUCAGCCCAAGGGCAGGGACUAAGAUGUGACACAAGAGCAAAAGGUAUCUCAUAGAAUAGGGACACCUAUUAAUAGAGGAUCAUCAACCUCCUGCAAUGCAGAAAUAUGCAGCUGUCCGUUGAAGUACUAGUUCUUGGUUACACAUUUGGUUAGUGUCAAUCAAACACCUUGGAAAGAGUUGCAAUGCACUUGCAAUGGACCUUACAGACUGGCUAUUUGGGGCAUAGGAAGAAAUCUGUCAGCCCCUCAUCAGCCCCUCAUCAGAGCAGAUACAUCCAUUGCUGUAGGCUGCUCACAAUUCUAUAAUGGGCUUCCAACAAGCAAGGGUGUCAAGCCUACCUUAAAGUGGCUGUAAUGGAGGUGGAUUUGCAGGUUGGGGCCUUGUAGGUUCUAGCACUGCAGCCUCUGCAGUAAAAGGCAGCAAAAUGACACCCACUAAAGAACAGUUGGUUCCAAUGGUGGGAGGGUAGCCCAGUUGAUGAAAAUAAUGGGAACUGGAGAUGGAUGGUUGCCUCCUUGGAUUUUCACUCCCUAAAAGUGGUGGUGCAAUAAACUCACGUUUCACAAAGCUGCGUGAAGUGUGCUUUCUGUAGGC